This is a messenger RNA of Macrobrachium nipponense, 486 nucleotides long. Its product is annotated as turripeptide Gsp9.3-like. The transcript has 4 exons. Gene Ontology annotation, molecular function: protein binding. The record is from RefSeq and is a predicted model, not a curated record. The coding region runs from base 76 to 315 and encodes 79 amino acids. Lineage: Eukaryota; Metazoa; Arthropoda; Malacostraca; Decapoda; Palaemonidae.
ACGCACAGUUCGAUCGCCAACUCUGAAAAAGGAGAAGUUUCAAGUCUCUUCAAAUCUCGGGCAUAAACAAACAAGAUGGUCAAGAAAGGGUUGCCAACGACUAUUUUCUGCGUCGUUUUGUUGGUUAUCAUUGGAACUUCCGUAGCCAAUGCUCAUCCACACUGCGAACGACCCUACGGCCACAUUAACAAGCCCGUUUGUGGGACCAACGGAGUAACUUACCCCAAUAUCUGCGUCUUCCAAAACGCAAGAUGUCGCAAUCCCGUCCUCGGGUUACGAUGCCAAAGGAGGUGUCGGGAAUGUUUCAUUGGAUAAGGUUACGAGUCCCACGCCCAUCUCCAACCUGUUCUUGGGCCACAGUAUUUCAUUGUAAACUUGUCUAAAAUUCUUCUAUGAUGUAUCUGUACCCUUAAUUGAAUUUAUUAUUAAUGGGCCUUGUAUCAUUUAUGAAAAAAAAAAUUAUAAUUAAAAAGUACUGAAAUCUAA